UCACAUUUGUAGUGGGAAUAUUCAGCAAUCACCCGAUGUACUUAAUCCAUCUUACUAAAAAACUGAACUAAGUGCCGCUAAUUCCAUCACCAAUACUUUAAGUUAUACACCAGGCACGGAUAUAAGUCAAAAACUCAGUGGCUGGUGUAGAUAGCUACGUCAUAACAUCCUAUUCCUCCAUCCUCCUCUUUCUCUCUCUCUCUCUCUCGAAAAAAAGGGGUGGGGAGCAGCAAAUCAAAAACGUAUCUUAAAAAAAAAAUAAAAAACUCGAGCGGUUGUUGAUCUCUGUCAAACAGUCGUGCACAGCCAUCCGAAUAACAGAAUAGUUUCUGCUUUCGACCUCUCGCCAGAAGAAAGAAAAACUAUGGGUAACUUUAUCGGUAAAUGGGAACAAUUUGAUGAGGAUCUUGAAAAUGCUGACGCUUUCUUCAAAGCAGCAGGCCUCAAUGACGAAAGCAAAAUAGAAGAAAUGAAGAAAACUCGUGCAAUAAUGGAAUGUCAAAAAGACGGUGAUGGUUACAAAUCCAUCUAUACUGAUAUGAACAGUGGGAUGUCAAAAGAGUAUCACUUCAAAAUAGGGGAACCAUUUGAAUCAGAUGAUCUCCAUGGAAAGAAAUUCAAGGGGGUCAUUACAAUAGAAAGCCCAACUAAAAUUAAAGAAUGCUACACUGAAUGGUCACCAACUGAAAUUAUAACUAUCAGGGAGGUCGAUGGGGACAUCUUAACAGUGACAUUCACAGCUAAGGGUGUAUCAGCCAAAUGUCGAGCUAAAAAGAUAUAAAAUUUUCAGAAAAGCAUGUGAAAAUUCCAAUGAAGAGAACACUAAAAAAAAAAACAAUCAUUUGUCAGUCAUGUUAUGUUCCAAUAUAUUAUGUCUGAUUUUGUCAAUGAAAUAAAUAUAUACUUUUUAUUUGA
Octopus bimaculoides (California two-spot octopus) is the source of this 915-nucleotide messenger RNA. Its product is annotated as fatty acid-binding protein, liver. The record is from RefSeq and is a predicted model, not a curated record. Lineage: Eukaryota; Metazoa; Mollusca; Cephalopoda; Octopoda; Octopodidae.